Linum trigynum is the source of this 3228-nucleotide messenger RNA. NCBI's taxonomy places the organism in Eukaryota, Viridiplantae, Streptophyta, Magnoliopsida, Malpighiales, Linaceae. The record is from the annotation of a GenBank genome assembly.
UCCUAGUUGCACUGGGUUCACCUAGGCCUAGUUUCUUAAACAAUUUAUAUGGUAUAACAUUGAUAAUAACGCCUAAUUCCGCCAAGGACCUCUCUACAUGCAAAUUACCAAUAGAGCACGGGAUAGUAAAAUUACCUGGGUCCUUCCGCUUCUGCGGGAGCUUGUUCUGCAAGAUGGGAAGAAUCUGAUCUGGGAUGAUAAUCUUCACUCCAAGGAUGAAAUCCAAGCUUGAUUGAUGAAACCUAGCUCCAAAAUCACCUCUAUGGUGUGUUCUUCGCACUUUCUCUCUCUAGGACUCUGUUUCUAGCUCUGAAAAUUGAUUCCCCAUUCAAAAGACCGAAAAUUGGGUUAAAACCCAGAAUUCUGCGACGACGCGGCCAGGCCACACUACCAUGUAAAAUUUAGGUCUGCCCAUGUGGCUCUCCAAAAUGCCGCGUUCGAUUUAGUGACUCCAGGUACGCUACAUGGCCAAAACCACACGGCCGUGUGGAAUUUAUGUAUUCCUGUGUGAACUCUCUGGGAAUUCCACACGGCCAAAAUGGGCCAUUUACAAGGCCAGUGUGGCUUGCCCGCGCAAAGGGGUUCCACCCGGCAAGUCACACGGUCGUGUGGAAUUUCCAGCUUUUCGUCAAAUGUCCCAACUUCGUCCAAUCGACCCUGAACCCGUGCUUAAUGUAGUCAAAAUCCUGAUUUUAAUCUUAAAAUCUUACGAUUUUACGAUAUUACCUAUGGGUUCCGAUCCUGAUUUUACUGUAAAAUCUUUGAACCUUAAAAUCCCAUAAAAUCCCGAUUUAAAACUCUAAAAUCCAUAAAAUCUACGAUUUGUACGAUUUCAAAGUUCAUAUCAAUUGGAUCAAAAUUAGGCCGGUCAAGUUGGGUUAUGCCCAUGAACCGAGUCAAAUUUACUUUCCCCAACCCAACAUAAUGAACAACACAACCCCAACCUGAUAGUUAACCCUCAAUUUAUUUCCAUUCGCUUCCUCGUAUCUUCCUCUUUCGCACGUUGGCGUCCAACUCCUUCCAUCAACGAUAUCUUCCACCCUCCUAAUUAGCUUGUAGUUUGUUCCCACCACCCUCACAAUAAUCCAAAUCUCCAUUACAUUGCAAGCUUUUCUUCAUCUCCCAAUCCUUCAGCACCACUAACCCGACAUUUUAUCAAUUAAGAAGGGAAGAGGCGAGGAAGAAGGAUGGCGGUCUUCUCUCCAACCCUAGGAUGUCGCCGAAGAAGAAAGAAGGUGAUGGUCGUCGUUCCAUGAGAUCGUCGCCAGACUCAUGGCUUCCGGGCAAUCGACGGGUUUGGGAGCCUGCGAAAAAGGGUUCUAAGAAUGAUGACGGCAGCCGCGUCUACUCUCUAGCAAACCCUAGGGUCGUAGCAGGUGAGAGAUCGGGCCAAACCAGAGGUAGGUCUUGGGCCGUCUCUUCUGACCAGCCAGAGUUAGUGGGCCUAAUAAAUCGGGUCGGGUGUUCAGAUGGGCCAGCUCUUGGAGUGGAGGAAAACAAAGGAGCUCAAGUUGGGCUCCCAGCGGGCCGAGAAGAUAUGCAAGGAGGGUUUGUGUUGGGCCAGGUGGACAAGCGAGACGGGCCGAGGUUUGGACUCUCCUUGGGCCGAAGUGGGAUGGAAACUUAGGGGUCGUUUGGAAGUUGCGAUUGUUAAAUAGAUGUAUUGUUGAGAAUGCAUGUAUAAUAUUAUACAUGUAUUGUCGAAUUUGAUGCAUUGUAGAAUACAACGUUUGGUAUGUGUGAUUGUGUAUGUCGCAUAGCUAAAAGCUGAGACAAAACAAUCUCAACUCAAUUAUCUCAACAAUCACAACUAAAAGUUGAGAUAUAACAAUCACUCAAAAUGAGUGAUAGUUUCUGUCACAUCAUAGAAACAAUUCAUGUAUUGUUUCUGCUAAAAAACAAAAAAAUGAUGUAUUGUAAACAAUACAUGCAUAAUGACAAUUUCAACAAAACAAUCACAACUUCCAAACGACCCCUUAAUUCAUCUUUUGCCUCUUGAGUAAAGAAGGUGGGCCGAGUUUUCAAGGAAGACUUGGGCCACCAAUGAGCUUUUCUGUUAGAUUCAUUUUGCAGGAACAAAAUAGGAAGGAACAAGGAAGUGGGGUCGUUGGAUUAAACGUUGGGCUUAAUUCAAUCCAACUUGGAGGAAAGUGGAGCCAAAAAGAGCUUAUCAUCCCCACCAAGUCCAUGGUGGAAUUUAUGUAUCAUUUCCUUGAAGAUUUCGAGUGGGAGCGGAAAGAAGAACAUUUCCCCGAUUCUUAUUUUGUGGAUUUCGAGAAGGCAGAGGGUGAAUUGUUCGGCUAUGGAGAACAUGUCAUGUGUCACGUGGUUCGAGAUGAGUUUAAGAAAGCGCGAGCUGUCGAAGUCCUUCGCAUGCUGGAGCGCAACUGGAAACGGAGAAAGCGGAAGGUCAAGGAGGUGGAUGUCAACUGCAACCUUAAGGGCAAGGUUGCUUUCAAGAGGGGUGGAUUGUCAGAAACCCGCCCAUUGGGGUUUCUCUUAUUAUUUAUUAGUAGAAUAAUUAUUAUUAUGCUUAGUAGAGAUUUAGUCGUAUUAUGAUUAUUAUUAGGGUUUUCCAGUAUUUCCCUAUAAAUAUGUAGUUUGGGUUUACGUCAUAAUCAAUCAAGAAGAAUCUCUUAAACCCUAGUUUAUCCUCUCAACUCCUACUUUCUAUUCUCUCCUAAUCCAAGGUCUCGGCCGAUUCUUUAUCUAUUCUGUUCUUUCUCAUCUAAAUCUCUAAUUCCUGUUCUCAACCCUAAAUCCCUAUUUGUUACGAGUAGUAAAGCGUUCCGAAGAUCAAUCCCUAGAAGCCCUAAGAAGCGGGUUUCUUACACCUAGCUAGCUAGUUGCUCGAUCAGGAUGAUUUCAAACUCUGUCGUAUUACAUGACUACGUAUUAGUUCGAAUUUUUGUUGGCAUAUAUGCAACGUACUAGAGCAAGCAAGUGUCGAUCGAGUGGUUAAAUCGCUAUAGCUAGCUUGCUGGUUCCCAAGGAUGCUAACUCGUCCUAUUUACCUCCGAAAGUGACAAACCCUCAAGAACACCAACACCUGCUACAACAAGACAGAAGACAAGACAGUAAUCUCAGAAACGACCAAAAUACGAAAGGAAACAAACUGCAUAUUUUCCCAUCGUACAAUUUGCAUGCACGUACCCAUCUGGGGAAAGCGAUCUCUGGUGAAAGGAACAAGGGCAUGUAUCGUGGCGAGAAUGAAGACAAAAGGGUCAA